CACUCGAAAAUGGCGGAUGAAAGUGACAGAAAUCAAUUGCCGCCCGGUUGGGAAUGCAGAUACGAUUCCCGAAGUGGCCGUCCUUAUUUUAUAAACCAUUUCAACCGAACGACAACAUGGGAGGAUCCGAGGGUCAGGUAUUGGCAGUAUGCUCAAUAUGUGCAAUCUCAGAAUUCUAUUAUUCCGAGUUCCGGGUCGACGAUGAGCACCCAAGAAAGUAUUCCGCUGCAGUACACAGGAAAUGGCGGACAUAUAAUUUAUAAUGGAGCCCACAGGCCUCCACAGGUAUAUCCAAUCCCAUCGCCUUAUCACAAUCCGCAACCUGCGUUCUUGCCUCCGAGUUUGCAGGACCUGAAGACUCCGAUGUCCACCCGAUCAAUCAGUGCGAUGACCAAUCGGCUCGGAGAUCUGACAAUCGGAUCCCCAACUCCAAUUGGAAACAUGGAGACGAGUUUUAUUCAAAAUCAUUCGGACGCCGAGAUCCAGGUCGCAAAAAUCAGCGCUGUCUUUCCAACAGUUUCCGACACUCACAUUCGACUUUUGCUGAAAAAAUACCAUAACAGAGCGGCUUUGGUCAUGAGCGCUCUUCAAGUCGAGAAGAAUCCGCUCUGUGCGCCAGGACCUUGCACUCCGGUGGGAGUGAAUUCGAACUACGCGAUUGCGAGAUGGCGGGUACCACGUAACGCCAUUCACAGUUUGACAUUGAAAGGAGCUCGGCAGCCCCCUCACUCCCCAAAAAUGAAACUUAGGUACCUGAAAAAUGUUUUUCCAAAAGUGGACGAGACCGUUUUGUUAGAAAUGCUGGAACAGAGCGAUAAUAAUGUCCAAAAAGCUUCAGAAAAACUCAUUGAUCUCGGGUAUGAAAAAAGAAGUCCUACCUGUCCCAAUAAAAAUAAUUCCAAGAAGAAAGAAGAAGAUGAAAAGGCAGAAACUAUACGAGUAGCGCCUACGCCACCGCCUCGUAUGAGAAGUUUUGAAGAGAAAAAUAAAAUGAAAAAUCGUCUGAUGGAGAAAUUUAAUUCCGUACCAGAAAGGGUAAUUGUGUUAGCAAUGGACAGCGUUGAUUAUGACGAGGAACGCGCCUCUCAUAUUUUAGAAAUUAUGGUCGCCGAAGAAGCUGUUCGUCCGCUCAAUACCUUCAGUAGCCAGAGUAGCCGAAGCGACGACAGAAAAGACAGUCCGCCCAUUACGGAGGCGAUAAAGCUCACCGCCUCUCCGAUGAAGAAAAUUUUGAAGGAAAAUGAGAACGAGAAGUGCAAAAGGUCCAAGAACAAGAUCGAGAAUCCAAAAAUUUCUCGAGGAACAAGUACCACGGAGGAUAACGAGUAUAAAUCGCCGUAUCGAACAAAACCAACCGGGCCGAAUACAGAUUUACCGAACGGUUCCGAUAAUGAGCUCCUUUUGGCUGAUUAUGCUCCAUGGUCCGGACCCGAUCCGAGUCUAUUAUCAAAAGAGUCUUACUCAAAAUCACUAGCUGUAGGUCGCGAUUCGUCCCUAGUUUUAGGAAAUCGGAGCCUCGCCAAAGGCCCGAAUGUAGAAUUACGAAAAGGUCCCAUUCGGGGAUUAGCUCAAGGUUCUAUUUAUUCUCAAAGGAAUGUCGCGAACAUUGAGAGUCGCGGCAAAUGAAAUCCGUGUAAUUGUUUUCUCUGAUUAAAGUUUAUUUGUUCGUUUGCUUCUCGUAAAUUUAAAUAAUCUUACAUUUUCUUUGUAUUGCAAUCGAUUUCAUAUCAUCGUUAUUUCUGUGUUAAACUUUAAGAGUUGUUAGAUUUUUUUUACAUAUCUUAUUAAUGAUCACUCUAUCUGUGUUGAAGACUUUACUUAAUUGCAUAUUAUUAUUAUCGUAUUAAUAAUUUGAAUCAGUAUUUAAUUGUGGGCUAUGGCUCAUAUUGAAAAAAUGACAAAUCAAGUUCAAAAGUUCCUUGUAUUUUCUGAAUUUGAUUUGUAUCGACAAUUUCUAAUAGUAUGUUCUGCUUUAAUGUUAGGAUUAUGAAAACUAGAGUGCUAGUCAAUCGCCACUUUAAACCGAGACAAACUGUUCUGCGACAUAUACCGAGUAUGACGUAGAUUAUUAUGAAUUAAUGAUUAAUGUAUUAAUUAAUUAAUUAAUUAAUUAAUUAUAAUAGCGUUUGUCUAGUUUCGUGAACGAAUUUCGCAACAUUCCAAGUUCAAGUUAGGUUUUUGGUUGUGAAUAGAUGUUAGUAAAGUAUCUUCUAAACCCCUCCUUUCAGAUUGGAUUAUAGUUAGCCGUAAUUUAAUGUUCGAAACUUGAGCUUCGAAAUCUCAUCUUAAAUUAAAAGCUUUCAAAUGGCAAUUUAAAAACAAUUUAAAUCUAUUUUAUAGAAUUUCUGAAAAUUAAUUAAACCAACAGGGUGGCCGUUGGACCGGGAACACCGGGAAUUUCCGGAGACCGGAAAAACCCGGGAAAUAACAGUUAAUUCAUUUCUUGACCGGGAAUUUUACGAAUUUUCAUAAUAGAAAUCUGCCCAACUUCGGUUUCAACUGUUUUUAAAUAAUGAAAGUCCAGUCUUGAAGAUUUAUAUUAUUUAUUUAUUUUUAAAAUGUAUCUGUACUUCAAGUAUAAA
Messenger RNA from Belonocnema kinseyi, 2582 nucleotides. RefSeq lists its product as uncharacterized. Gene Ontology annotation, molecular function: ubiquitin binding; transcription coactivator activity. Gene Ontology annotation, biological process: positive regulation of transcription by RNA polymerase II; hippo signaling. The transcript is spliced from 11 exons. Bases 10 to 1626 code for a protein of 538 amino acids. Gene Ontology annotation, cellular component: cytoplasm; nucleus. Lineage: Eukaryota; Metazoa; Arthropoda; Insecta; Hymenoptera; Cynipidae. The record is from RefSeq and is a predicted model, not a curated record.